AUGAGACCGGUUCGACUUAUACUGAUGGAGUUUAUCGAAGGAGUCACCAUGUUUGAAUUAGACCCUGAUAAGCUUUCCGAGCAGCAAAGCACAAAUAUUAUGGUCAAGGCCAUUGACGGAUACGCUGCUCUGCAACAUCAUGGCGUCAACCACGGAGAUUUUUCUCCGCGAAAUGUCCUCUGUAGCGGCAACGAUCUAGGAAGCGUUACGUUGCGAGUAGUGCUUUUUGAUUUCAACAACUCGAUCGUACUGCGACUUGCAAACUUGCGAAGAACCCCUCCCAAGCUUCCUGUCUCGCCAAUAGUUGGUUACUGGAGGGGCGGCCCUCCUGAAUUUAGUCCCGGAUGGAUCCCUUAUCCUCCUGGAGAAUGGCUCUGGAAGCAAUGGGGAGAUUCACCGUCUUAG
Molecule: messenger RNA, 405 nt
Organism: Endocarpon pusillum Z07020
Lineage: Eukaryota; Fungi; Ascomycota; Eurotiomycetes; Verrucariales; Verrucariaceae
Exons: 1
Coding region: 1-405 (134 amino acids)
Biological process (GO): protein phosphorylation
Molecular function (GO): protein kinase activity; ATP binding
Source: RefSeq, a predicted model, not a curated record